AAAAAGCUCAGGUUCAGGCUUCAGUCACAUGUUACCUUGGACUGAGCACCCGUCUGUGUCAGGCUCCUCUCUGAGACAGAUUUUCCUACAGGGAUGAUGGCUUGUGCAUUGACUGCUGGUCCUUGGUUGAAGAGAUAUGCCAACAAACUAGGUGACAAUGCUGAGGCACAAAAGACAGAUGUGAACUAAACUUAUUGCUGGUUGAGGAAGUCAAGAAAGAACAAGGCAAUGAGGUCACACUUGCCUUUUCCCUGCACAUCUGCAAUAUGCCUGUAUGACCUAUAAUGGAACUCAGACAAGUUCAAUUUGAGAACAGGAACUCGAAGAGUCUUAACGUGAAAGGAUUUAGAAGCGCAGUUAAGGUAUCAGAAUGAUAAUGAAUUUCAGGAGGGUCAAAAAAUAUCAGUUCCCAAAGCUAAUUUUCAUGUGCUGUGUCCUCUCGACACUCAUGCUGUACUGGGAGCAGGUGGACCAUCACGUUGUGAGCCAUAUGAAGUCCUUCUCCUACCGCUACCUGAUCAACAGCUACAACUUCAUCAACAAGUCCUUGAGCGUGAGCCGUGAAGAGGCUUCCAGCUUCAAUAGCUUUCCAUACCUCAUAGACCACAAGAACACGUGCAUAGAGAAGGAUGUGCUGCUUCUUCUCUUCGUUAAAACCUCCCCGGAGCACUUUUUGAGAAGGCAAGCGAUUCGCUCUACAUGGGGGAACCAGACUUACAUCAAGAGGGAGCUGGGUGUCAAUGUGAAGGUGGUGUUUGUUAUGGGUGUCCACCCAGAUGGACACAAACAUGAUGCAAUUCAGAAACAGCUCCAGGCUGAGGACCAGAUCUACAAAGACUUGGUCCAGCAGGCUUUUCUGGACACUUUCCACAACCUGACUGUGAAACUCCUGCUGCAAUUCCACUGGGCGCAUGCCAACUGUGCCCACGCUCGCUUUUUAAUGUCUGCCGAUGAUGACAUCUUUGUCCACAUACCAAACCUGGUCCGUUCUCUCCAGGAGCUCAGCGCUCAGGGUGUUGUGGAUCUCUGGGUGGGACACGUUCACCGUGGUUCGCCUCCUAUUCGACGCAAGAACAGCAAAUACUACGUGCCCGUCCAGAUGUACCCAUGGUCCACCUACCCAGACUACACUGCAGGAGCGGGCUAUGUAGUGUCCAGGGACGUAGCUGACAAAAUUUACCAGGCUACUUUGUCCCUUAACGCCUCUCUCCACAUCGAUGAUGUUUUUAUGGGCAUCUGCGCAAUCACCGUUGGGGUAUCACCCCAGGAACAUGUUUACUUCUCAGGUGAGGGGAAAGCCCCCUAUCACCCAUGCAUUUAUGAGAAGAUGAUCACCUCUCAUGGACACGCAGAUGAUGUUAGCUAUCUUUGGAAGGUUGCGACUUCCCCAAAGGUAAAUGGCAUCUCUUCAGGUUUCUUUGGGAAACUAUACUGCACAGCUGUGAAAAUCAGGCUGCUCUGUUGGCCUUCCUUUACAAACACAUAUUCCUGCAAAGCAGCCUUUUUAUGAAGGACUAUGAGAUCUUCUCUGUGCAUCAGUAUUUCAUAUUAUGUAUAUCUUAAUGUUAGUUGUUUUCCAUGUAAUAAUGAAAAUACCAAAGCCAUUUAUUUAAGUGUUUGUUUACCUAUUUUUUUGGGACUUGGGAACAUGUUUAGCAUUUUGGGAACAUUUGAAAGAGCUGUUUAACUAAUUGAGGAGCUGUGUGCUUGUUUUUAUUUGGACAAGGAUUGCUUUUUUAAAUUAAACAGACUAAUCACACACA
Molecule: messenger RNA, 1763 nt
Organism: Ictalurus punctatus (channel catfish)
Lineage: Eukaryota; Metazoa; Chordata; Actinopteri; Siluriformes; Ictaluridae
Gene: b3gnt5a
Product: UDP-GlcNAc:betaGal beta-1,3-N-acetylglucosaminyltransferase 5a
Exons: 2
Coding region: 371-1510 (379 amino acids)
Biological process (GO): brain development
Cellular component (GO): membrane
Source: RefSeq, a predicted model, not a curated record